Molecule: messenger RNA, 966 nt
Organism: Phalaenopsis equestris
Lineage: Eukaryota; Viridiplantae; Streptophyta; Magnoliopsida; Asparagales; Orchidaceae
Product: E3 ubiquitin-protein ligase RING1-like
Exons: 1
Coding region: 1-966 (321 amino acids)
Biological process (GO): protein ubiquitination
Cellular component (GO): cytoplasm
Molecular function (GO): ubiquitin protein ligase activity
Source: RefSeq, a predicted model, not a curated record
AUGCCUUCCGCCGCCGAUCCCAACAUCCCGCAUUACUAUUAUUGCCACCCCUGUGAUACAACAGUAUCUAUCGUGCCUAUCGACAACGACCCCGUCUGCCCCAUCUGCGGCGGUAGCUUCAUCGAGGAGGUCAAUAUUCCGGAAUUCAACUCCCGCCGCAACAGCAUUGAAAUCCGAAACUCCGGAGACUUUGCCGAGCUCGUCGGCCUAUACUCCACUCCUUCCAGCUCACAGUCACCCGACAAUCAGAACUUCUAUCCGCAACUCUUCCUUCAGGACUACAUCGAAUCGCUUUUCUCCGGCGGCACAAGCAUCGAAGUCACCUUCAAUAGCGAUGAUGAAAGAGGCGGCGAUACAUCCGCCAGAAACAUCGGCGAAUACGUAUUGGGCUCAGGCUUCGAGAAUGUCGUACAACAACUUUUUGAGAACGAUCCAACCCGAUACGGCCCUCCGCCGGCUGCGAGGUCGGCAGUCGAUGCUCUGCCGAUUAUAGAAGUCUCCCAAAGGAUGGUACGCGUCGAAGAUGCGCAUUGCGCUGUUUGCAUGGAUGCGUUUUUCGUAGGGGACGAGGCAAUGCGGAUGCCUUGCAAGCAUGUUUAUCACGAGAACUGUAUUGUUCCAUGGCUCGAACUGCAUAAUUCUUGCCCGGUGUGCAGGUACGAGCUCCCCACCGACGAGCCUGACUACGUGUCACGAGAUAUGAGAGCGGCGGAUGCUAAUGGGUGGCGAAGUGGAGGAACAUGGCCGGCUUCGGCGGCCAGGGAAGAAGAAAGCAGUUCGGGAGGCAGGGGGAUGCGGAGGAGGGUUAGAAUAUCGCUUCCAUGGCCUUUUGGUUUUAGCUCGCGCUCCUGGUGGAGCGAUAAUGAUAAUGGUGAUGGUACGAAUGAUGGUUCAAGCUUGGAUGAGAAUUUUGAAGGCUUACACAUCAAUGAUCGUUAUGGUCAUGGCCACGGGGAAUCGGACUGA